Messenger RNA from Mesorhabditis belari, 1125 nucleotides. The record is from the annotation of a GenBank genome assembly. Lineage: Eukaryota; Metazoa; Nematoda; Chromadorea; Rhabditida; Rhabditidae.
AUGGAUUCGCGCCCCGGCUGCAGCAAGGACACAAAAGAAAGCGUUUUCAAGAUCGAAGCCAACGAUGGCAAAAUUGAUCUGAUGAUGGCGCUGUUCAAAGAGGAAGAGAAGCAAAAAGUUGUGAUCAGGCCAAGGAUUUCGAAGAUGCGCCAAAGCGCGCCGAUGAUGAAAAAAGAGCCACCACCGCCUCGUCCGAUCAUUGUCAAAAAGAGGCAACUCGAAUUGUACCGGAAAGCGAACGGGAGUCAAGACUCGAAACUCGUCUCGUUGGUCACCCCGUAUGUGGCACCACCAAAAAUUCAAGUCACUGAGGAGCCGACAAUAUCGUGGAAAGUCGGACGCGCGAUUUGCCCGGGUCGAUGCGGACGCGAGCUGUCGAUCAGUUGCGUGAAGGAGCACGUCAGUUUCGGUUGUCCCCCCUACAUCCAACGCCCACGCGGCACGGCGCUCAAGAAGAAAUUGAAAGGCGUUUGGAGAAGCCAGCGCCAAAUUUGCCCGGGUCCAUGCGGGAAAGAGCUGUCUGGAGGCGUCAUUGAUGAGCACUUAUUGCACGGAUGUCCCGGAUUUUCUCAGUGUUGCCUCCAGUGUCCAUUUUGCGCCGAACUUUUCACGACCCAUCUAAAGUUGAUCCAUCACUGUACCGAGUACCACGCGGCCACAAAUGUGCGCAUUCAGCAGGAACGAAUAAAAUUCUGGGAACAAGUGCAGGCUAAAAUCGACGCGGCCGUGACGAGCGACGCGCAUUUGGUGAAGUCGAAGAAAAAUCUGUCCAAAUUCAAGAAUUACAGAUGCUCCAAAGAGCUCGCACAAGGGAGGAGAGAGUCUGGAGAGGUGCACAAAGUGUGCCCAGCUUAUUACAACGUCGAGUUGCUGGAGGAUGGAGAUUACAUUCUCCGCUACUGCAACGUUCAUGUGCAUGGGCAUCUCGACGGGAACGAUUUGGCGUCUCUCGUAAAACUACGCGACUACGCGACUGUACGGGCGCGGGGCGCUACUAUUAGAGUCCCAAAAGAGGAAACGAUUGAUCCGGAUGAUGGCCCGGUUUUCUCAAAGAUCCCGCUCGAUCAGAUCCUCCAGGCCACUCAAGUGGCAGCCAAGCGAUUGUAUGGAAAAAAUUUUCAGCUC